UUGCCUGCUGGCAGCCAGGGCACCACAGAAGGAUUGCACUGCGACCACGGAAAUGAGACUCAUACAAAACCGAAACUGAGCUCCAGGGCUCCAGCGAGCCCUUUUGGGGCUGAACCGGCACCAGGAGCUCCCGGAGUCCCCAAGCAGCCACUAGCCUGGCUUGGGGGCGGGAGUGAGGAGUCCCAGCGAGGGGUUCUGCACCCUCCUAGUCCCCAGCCAACACCAAGCUCAGGCUUAUUUGCAUUUAAAGAGAAAGGUAGAGAGGAAAACAGUGGGCGGGUCAAGGCACGCCUUCCCACAUUGGCCAUUGGGCCACACGCCUGCCAAUCAGGGCGCGGACGCCCCACCCUGUGGCUGUGGUGUUGGGGGGAAGGGGGGCAUGGAGAGCUGCCCUGAGUCUGGGGAAGGGGAGCCAGUGCAGGAGGUGACUGGAGCCACAGCGGCGGCAGAAGCAGCGGUGGCUGCUCUCUCAGCCACGGCAGCCGAGGAUACAGCCUGGGCCAGGGCAGCGCAGCAGACAAUAACCGGCUUGGAAAACGAACCGGGCUGGCUCUUCCAGGCCCAACUAUGAUGCUUCCUGACUGAUGAUGUUAUAAUAGUGCCCAGAAGCCAGAAGGCUGCAUUUUCAGCUGAACAUACCUGAGUUGUCCCCAUCACCAUGGAGACCCGAAAAGAUGAAGCUACUCAGGCCAAGGGAGCAGCAGCCUCUGUGGAUACCCAGAACCAAGGGUCAGAGAAAGGAGCCAAGAACAAGGCAGCUGAGACAACAGAAGGGCCAGGGUUAGAGCCACCCUCAUCUGGCCCAGGUAGGCUGAAGAAAACUGCCAUGAAACUCUUUGGUGGCAAGAAGGGCAUCUGUACCCUGCCUAGUUUCUUUGGAGGGGGACGAAGCAAAGGUUCUGGGAAAAGCAGCUCCAAGAAGGGUAUUAGCAAGAGCAGGACCCAUGAUGGCUUGAGUGAAGCAGCCCGUAGCCAAGAAGACAUUGUCAGCGAAGGAACUGGCCUCUCCUUACCUUUGCCUGAGUCACCCUGCCAACUUCCCAGUUCUCAGAGUGCCCAUGGGGCUUUGGAGACAGGUUCCAAAUGCAAGAUGUCUGUGGCUGGAGCCAUAGAGAAAGCUGGGGUUGAGAAGGUUUCCUCUGUGACCAAGCCAAAGAAAGGCCUGAAAGGUUUUUUCAGCAGUAUUCGCCGUCACCGGAAGAAUAAGGUCUCUGGUGCUGAGCAAAGUGAGCCAGGAGCCAAGGGACCUGAGGAGGCCAGAGCCAGGCCUCAUGAGAACGUGAGCUCAGCCCUUCUGUCCCAUGCUGAGGAAACCCUUCAAGACCCAAGAAAGGAAAAUUCCAAACCCCAAGAUGCCCCUGGACCAAAAGUUUAUUCAGCAUCAGAGCUUUCUCCAGCAGCCACUGAGAAGACAACCUGUAAAAAUACAGAGCAACCCAUGGGGGUCUGUACCUCAGAACUCUUGGAGUCCAAGCCUGCCCCUGAAGUAAGUGUCCCAGAAGAGCCUCAGAGCUCAGAAACAGGGGAGAAGGUGCUGGUAGGGGAUAUAAAUCUACUCAAUGGCCCUGUUGGGGACCAACUGAGCCUCUUCUUUGGAGAUGUCACAUCCCUUAAAAGUUUUGACUCACUGACAGGUUGUGGUGACAUCAUAGCAGAGCAGGACAUGGAUAGUAUGACAGACAGCAUGGCCUCUGGAGGCCAGAGGGCCAACCGAGAUGGGACCAAGCGAAGUUCUUGCCUGGUUACCUAUCAAGGAGGUGGGGAGGAGAUGGCCUUGCCAGAUGAUGAUGAUGAGGAAGAAGAGGAGGAAGAGGAUGUUGAAUUAGAGGAGGAGGAAGAAGAAGUCAAAGCGGAAGAUGAUGACUUAGAAUAUCUGUGGGCAAGUGCUCAGAUGUACCCAAGACCCAAUAUGAAUCUGGGCUACCAUCCCACCAUUUCACCAGGCCACCAGGGCUACAUGCUGUUUGACCCAGUUCGGUCUUAUCCUUGCCUAGCUCCUGGAGACCUUUUGACUCCUCAGAGUGACCAGCAAGAAUCUGCCCCCAAUAGUGAUGAGGGAUAUUAUGAUUCAACCACACCUGGAUUUGAGGAUGACUCAGGGGAGGCUCUGGGGCUUAUCCGCAGGGAUUGCCUGCCCCGAGACAGCUACAGUGGAGAUGCCCUCUAUGAAUUCUAUGAGCCAGAUGAUAGUCUUGAGAACUCCCCACCUGGGGAUGACUGCCUUUAUGACCUCCAUGGUCGCAGCUCUGAGAUAUUUGACCCCUUCUUGAACAUUGAGCCCUUUUCUUCCUCUCGGCCACCUGGGACAAUGGAGACAGAAGAAGAACGGCUAGUGACCAUACAGAAGCAGUUGUUGUAUUGGGAACUUCGGCGGGAGCAGCUCGAAGCCCAAGAGGCCCGGGAGGCACACACCAGGGAGGCCUAUACCCAAGAAACUCAUGCAAGGGAGGCUCAUGCCCGAGAAGCCCAUACCCAGGAAGCUCAUGUGAGAGUGGCCCGAGCCCGAGAGUCCUAUGCCAGGGAGGCUUGUGCCCGAGAGGCCUGUGCUAGGGAGGCCCAGGCCCGAAAGGCUCGUGAUCGAGAGGCCCAAGUCAGACAGCUCCAGGUACGGCAAGAGAAGCCCAUUAUGGAGUAUCAGAUGAGACCUUUAGGCCCAUCAGUGAUGGGCCUGGUGGUAGGGGCAUCAGGGGCUUCUCAGACUUCACACCGAGGAACCACUUCAGCUUUCCCUACCACUGCAAGCAGCGAGCCAGACUGGAGGGACUUCCGUCCUCUGGAGAAGCGUUUUGAGGGAACCUGCUCCAAGAAAGAUCAAAGUACCUGCCUGAUGCAGCUCUUCCAGAGUGAUGCUAUGUUUGAGCCAGACAUGCAAGAAGCAAAUUUUGGAGGAUCUCCCAGGAGGGCCUACCCUACUUAUUCACCCCCUGAAGAGCCAGAGGAAGAGGAGGUUGAGAAGGAAGGGAAUGCCACCGUGAGUUUCUCACAAGCCCUUGUGGAGUUCACCAGCAAUGGGAACCUCUUUUCCAGCAUGUCCUGUAGCUCUGAUUCUGACUCAUCCUUUACUCAAAACCUCCCUGAACUGCCCCCCAUGGUGACCUUUGACAUUGCUGAUGUAGAACGGGACGGGGAAGGCAAAUGUGAAGAGAAUCCUGAAUUACACAAUGAUGAGGACCUUGCAGCCUCUUUGGAAGCUUUUGAACUGGGCUACUACCAGAAACAUGCCUUUAACAACUACCGCAGCCGAUUCUACCAAGGUCUGCCCUGGGGUGUGAGUAGUCUCCCUAGAUACUUGGGACUUCCUGGCAUGCACCCACGACCCCCACCUGCUGCCAUGGCCCUCAACAGGAGGAGUCGCUCCCUUGAUACUGCAGAGACCCUGGAGCAAGAACUAUCCAAUUCCCACCUUGCCCAGGGCUACAUGGACCCCGAUGAGCUUCAGGCUCAACAGGAAGAUUCAGAUGAAGAAGACGAGGAAGAAUGGGGCAGAGACAGUCCCUUGUCCCUCUAUACUGAACCUCCCGGGGCCUAUGACUGGCCUGCCUGGGCUCCCUGUCCUCUCCCAGUGGAGACGGCCCCUGCCUGGAUAAGUACCAGCCAGUUGGAUGGGCCUUCUAGCCAGUCUCCAUAUAGGCAGGCAGCCUGUUGCAUACCUCCUGUGGCUAUGUCAGUAUUGCUGUCAGUAUCAGGGCCAGAGUCAAGGGCAACCGGGGAAUCUGGGCCUCAACUAGCUCGGCCUUCGCACCUACCCCUUCCCAUGGGCCCUUGUUAUAAGCUCCAGCCACAGGCCUCCCAAAGUGUAAGGGCCAGGCCUCGAGAUAAGCUUCUGUCUGCUGAUGAGCCCAGUUACUCCUCCAGUUCUGGAGGCUUCAGUUCCAGCCCUCUACCCCAGGUCAAGCCUGUGGGCAUUACCCAUGGCAUCCCUCAGCUGCCCAGGAUCCAGCCUGAACCUCUGCAUCCUCAGCCCAUUCACUAUGGGGCUCCCAGCCUUGAUCUGUCAAAGGAGAAAGCUGAGCAUUGUGCCUCUCCACCAGAAUGGAAACCUAGCUGAGCAGUCAUCAUCAAUUCUGGAGUGGGCGCAUGGGGCCUGAGCAUGGGAAUGGGGAUCAGGGAUUGGGCAGAGGGGUUUGAGGGUGGGGGUUGAAAAUCCUUUUGGCCAAGAAAAGCUCCUAUGAGUUUUCACCUUCAUUUUCCCACUUCCCUCUUCUGCCAUCUGUGGCCACAUUCAGCUCAGUAUAUCUGCCCCAGGAGGGUGCUGCUGCUGUACUCCGAUUUUUGCUUUCAGGGUUUCUUCUUGUGACCCAUGUAAGGUUUGGGAUGCUGUAAUUUUGUGCCUAUUCCAGUUGCCAAGUUAGUGAAUUUAUAUAUAGCAUGCAUCCUUGACAGAGGCUGAACCCUUAGUGCCCCCAGCCACCCCACUACCCAGUGAAUGAUGAACAACCAGGUUUGCACUGCCUUCUAUGUGGGGACAGGGGGCUUGUUUGCUGUUAGCAAUGUGAAAUUAUGGUACAGACCCUCCCCACCCCCACUCCAUCCUGUCUUGGCAUAGCUGCCACUAUUAUAUCAAAUGACUAUAAUCUAUUUGUCCCAGCUAGCUGUCCUUAGAAAGGAUCAUGUAGCAUAUAUUUCACUGCUUACUGCUGUGGACUUUGGCAUCAUAACCAAAUGGGGGCCUUUAAACCUGGCCUGCCAUAGCUUGGGAUGAAGAAAAGAAUGCUAAUCCCCUUAAUGGAGUGAUCAAAUUAAUCCAGUUGCAAACAGAAGACAAAAUAGGGCUUCUAUUAUAGACACUGCUGUAAGUUUUGAGCUCUGGAAUGAUAGGAUUUUUUUCUUUUUCCUCUCUUAAGCUUGUGACUUCCAAAGUUGCAGGUGCUUUUAAAUUUUGGUUCUUUUUUUUUCCUCCAAAGGAAAUUUUCAUAAUUUCAUCACAAAGAAUACAUUCUUUUAAUUGAGAUAUGAGAAGAGAAGCAGCCUAAAUUAGGCUUGGCUAUAGGAGUUAGGGUUUUUGCAGGUUCCAGGGGGAGGAUAGGAAAUGGAGGUCCAUUUGUCCCAGCCAGUGGGAAAGAGGAUUUCAGAUUUUGCAGAGCUCGAGGCAACCCAGCUUCUUAGAAGGGAAAAUUGCUUCCCCCACAAAACACAAAAAGUUCCGUCUGCCUUGCCCACCCAUUCAUUUAUAUGCUGUAAAGAGGCUCCAGACAACACUCUCAAGAGAGGAUAACAAAGACAUCUAGGCUGUUGUUCUGGACUCAAGAAUUUUCAUUUUCCAAUUAUCUAAGUCCUUAGCAUCAUCAAAGGACCAGGCUUCUUGAUAGGAAAGACUGAUCUGCCCUCACUCUGCCAAGCUUCAGGAUGCUCAUUUACAUGGCAGUUGCAGCCUUUUAUGGAAUGAAUGACACCCUCUUUUCUCCUGCAUCCACAUAAUUCUAAUGUUAAACUAGCUUAGAAAUACUGGUGGGGAAAAGUCGCUGCCAGGAAGACAUUGCAGCAGGCUAAUCUUACCAGGCUCAGCCUCUCAAUCACCAGUAUGAGAGGGUUCCUUUUAGAUUUCUUUAUUGGAAAUAGCAUAUGGAGCAUAUUUUGUCUGGAUGUGUUGACCCAAAUUAUGAUCCUUGCUCCUCCCAUGGCCACUCCUGUUCUUGCACUUACCCCUACCCAUUUCCUUGCCUGUUAAGUGAAGAUGUCAACAGGGCUCCUGAGAUGGUAAUUUGGCUUGGGAAUAGAUGCCAUUGCCUUCCCCCCUCCAGUCACAAAGGUGACUUUGUGCACAAAUUGCUCCUUUGCCAGGAGAUAUGUUUGUACUGGUCUUUGUCACCAUUUCUCAGAUUGGGGUUGGUCCAGUGCCCCUCCCCCCAAAUCAGGCUUGGCUGGUAGUAGCUGUACUCCUAGAAGCAUCACAUAAGUUUGCAUGGCACUAAACACUACCACUCAAGGGACCCAGACCAGCUCUCUAGGCUGACUUUGCAUCAUGAAGAAAUGUAUCAGUUAUGGAGCUGGAGAGUGAAAUAGGGUGAGGAAGGCCUUCCUCACACCAAGCACAGCAUUCCAGCAGAGAAGUGCCCAAAUUCCAACCUGUCCUUUCACCAAAGUUUCCCUAGGAAGAUGGGGCUGAAAUUGACCUGACUGUUUGGCAGGAAGUAAACACUCACCAAAUGCCUUUACAAUAGGGGAAAACCCACCACUUGCCUCCUCUGUCUCUGCUUGUGCUUUAGGGCAGCUCAAGCUCUUGACUGAAUGUGGACUGUGGCAGCCACAGCAGGUAAUAGAGCCAUCACCAGCCUCCAGAACUCAAUGGGCCACCAGCCUAUCUGGGAAGAGAAAAAUUAGGUGCUCAGCAUUUAGCCAGGGGCUGAGAGCUGCCCUCAGUGACAAGAGGGCAGCAAGAGGUGCUGCCUCUGAUGGGAGCAAUCAUAGCCCAGGCAUACUUUUCUGGGCUUUGGAAGUUUGCAUACCACAGAGUGGGGUCUAGGACUGAGUAGCAGCUUAUGGUUUGGACAUUGCUGCCUGCAAGUUUUUUCACUGUCCUGGCCAGCCCAGGGAUAGAAUCCUCACUACCAGAAGUGGGGCAGUUAGAGGUCAUGGCUGCAGAAGCAGACUCCUCAAGAAUCUCAUUCUGGGUCUAAGUAGUUCCUGGCCAAAUCCCAGCUGCAGGUUGAAGAGGAAGAAAGACCUGCCUAGGGACAUGUGAUGGCAGUGCAGGGUGACACUGGGAGAGCCAGCCAAACUCCAGGCCUCUUCCCAAGUGCUUGUUGGCUGACACCAAAUAUGCCCUGAAUAUAGGUGUCAAUGUCAAGUCCAUACUUAGGUUGUGACCAGACAAACACCAUGUCUGCAUUGCAAGGUCUUGGGAUACUGCUUUUGGAUGAGACUUCAAAGGAAGAUAUGACUUGAGUGGAGGUGGCUGCCCUCAUCUCUCUACCCAGCAGGAUUAUUUAGUGCCAGACAGCUCUGAUCAUGAUAAUUCCCAAAAGAGACUGGUCCAUUGGGGACCAGUGACUGGAUAGACAAGGCCACCUAGGAGGCCUCUCCAGGGCCGUCAGUUUCUCAGUGCUUUAACACUUUGAGGAAGCCCUGCCUUAGUGCCCAGAUAGGGUCUGCUCUGCCCAACCAGUUCAUGAGUCUCAUGGGCCAAAGGCUUUGGUCAACACUAGUCUCCCUCCUCUGUGCUAUACCAAGGAGGAAGGUAGCUUCUCACAUGCAGGGUAUGUUUUCCCAUAUCCUGCUUCCAGCGACUUACCCACCCUUGCCAAUGCCACCACCCAACCUGCCCUCGGCCAGACCCAAUUGCUAGAGGGAGGCAUGGGGGGAUUAGCAGGGAGACUUCAAGUUUACCCAUGUCUAUGU
This is a messenger RNA of Myotis brandtii (Brandt's bat), 7338 nucleotides long. It is a transcript of the gene AMER1, whose product is annotated as APC membrane recruitment protein 1. Gene Ontology annotation, molecular function: beta-catenin binding; phosphatidylinositol-4,5-bisphosphate binding. Bases 659 to 4048 code for a protein of 1129 amino acids. The record is from RefSeq and is a predicted model, not a curated record. Gene Ontology annotation, cellular component: plasma membrane. Gene Ontology annotation, biological process: regulation of canonical Wnt signaling pathway. The transcript is spliced from 2 exons. Lineage: Eukaryota; Metazoa; Chordata; Mammalia; Chiroptera; Vespertilionidae.